GUGCCACGGGGACAUGAGGAAUAUGAGCUGAAGAUUCUCACCAAAUACUAUGUCUUUUUUGGCCCGUAUCCGCCUUCGUAUGUGGAUCUGGCGGAUGAUGAGACGUUGGCCAUUCUGUCUUAUGUUAUGGAUAAUGUUCCGGCUGAGAAGAGGAAGCCGUUUUCGAGGGCUGGUCGGCAAGAAAUCUCGGUGGAGGAUAGGGAGUUUGUGUGUAAGAUUAUGAGGAUGGAUCCGAGGGAUAGACCGACUGCGAGGGAGCUUCUGGGGGAUAAAUGGUUCCAGAUGUUACCAAAUCUUCUUUAUUGCCCUAAGUGCAAUCAUUGGAAGUGGAAUCUUCCUCGAGAAUUGAACCGCCCUUGGUAGCUCCGGCUCGAUGGGCUUGCUUCUCGCGACCCUCAUCAUGAGCGUGGUCGUGGUCGCCGUUAAUGAAUGCUUCGCCGAGCUAAGCCAACGAUUCCCAAUCUACAACGCCAUUGCCGAGUAUGUGCGCACUUUCCUAGAUGAGGAGCUGGGCUGGGUAGUUGGCUUGGCUUAUUGGUACGCAUACGCCGCGGCUUUCGCCACGCAGAAUAUGACGGCAGGGAUGUUGCUCGAAUACUGGGGUCUGUCAAAGGCAUGGCGAGCGUUGAUCUGCUAUGGUCUUGUUCCUAUAGCGCUGUUCCUGCUGAAUGCGAUGGGUGUAUUUUAUUACGGUCUUGUGGGGACGUUUGGGGGCUGUUUGAAGCUCAUCAUGAUCAUCGCCAUCUCAAUAUAUCUUUAUGUGAUUGCAGGGGAUUCGGCCGUCAAGAUUCCUUCGCUCAGCUUCUCUCACUCUGACGAAUAUGCAAGCAAGGCUCAGGCUGGUUGUUAUGCGCUUACAAUUAUCACAUAUGCAUUCCAAGGGAUCGAGAUCUAUGCUAUGGCAGCAUAUGAGGCCUGGGACGAUAAUUCCCUGGGAUGGGCUUCCCAGUAUACUGUAUACGUCGUGGUUGUGGUGUAUAUCAUGUGCACUGUCGGGGAGGUUCUCACCGUGGACCGGAAUAGCAUAUUCCCCGACCUCGAUGCUGACAGGAAAAGGGGCCAAUCCAGCAGCAUGGUAAUCAUCGCUGCGCUCAAUGCCAAAGACAAGCGUCUUGCAGGAUUUCUCAACGGAUGCCUAUUCUUCAGCGUUCUGUCCGCCGCCAAUACUUCCCUCUAUGUGGCUUCGCGUACCUUGUAUGGAAUGGCCGACAAGAUGCCCAGAAAUUGGAUCACACGAAGCCUUUCCACGGUGUCAAAGAAGAAUCAGGUACCGGUGGCCGCCUUGCUCGUCAGUAUGUUGUCGUUCUACUGGGUGCCGUUUCUUCGGCUCAAGGAUUGCUACGUCGCGGAGCAGAUAACUGAAGUCAUUUCCUUCACCUGCAGCAAUGCUAUUAUGAUUGUAUGGGCUGCUGUCUGCGGAGCCUUUAUUCGCUAUCACCGUUGGAUGAAGCAUUACAGCGAGGGUCUCCCCACCCGACAGCGCCGAACCCCCCGAGGACCUCUUGCCUCCCUCCAACCCCUCCAAGCCUGGCUCGGCCUGAUCACCUGUAUCGUAGUUUUUGCAUUCUCCAGUGCCCCGUGGUGGAAUGACAAUGCGACUGUGGGCAAGGUCGCCGAGGCCUACGGAACUCAUAUCGUAUCUGUUACGCUUUUCCUGCUUCUCAAGGUGAAGAAAGCCUUCAACAGUGAGGAAAAGUUAUUCAUACCAGCCGCGAACCUCGCGAGAUUAACCGAGGAGUUGGAUGAUCUGGAAAUCCGGAGAAUCAACCACGCGGGAACCACUCGGUUGGAGCAGUGGAUGACGGGUUUAGUAGGUCGGGUUCGUCGACGGAGUACAGUUAACCCUGAUGAUGAUCGGGGCUUGGAGAAUACGGAUUUCCAUGCGGAUUUGUUGAUGGUGCAGACACAGCCAGCUCUGACAUCUGGGACGUUGGCUACGGGUGUGGCGGUGGAGAUGAGGUCUUGAUCGAUUGGAAGUGUAGGAUAGAUGGAGUGAGUGUAUUUUUAUAAUGCUGUAUAGUAGGAAUUCGGGGAGGGGGUUGAGGAAUAUUGUUGGAAUUAAUGUUGGUGCUGGUUUGCGGUUUGAUUUGGGAAAUGUUGAUGUCAGUCAAUCCUCUGUCUCCCUCUCUCUCUGACGACUUAGCAUG
Messenger RNA from Aspergillus sclerotioniger CBS 115572, 2147 nucleotides. RefSeq lists its product as uncharacterized. The coding region runs from base 374 to 1966 and encodes 530 amino acids. Gene Ontology annotation, cellular component: membrane. The record is from RefSeq and is a predicted model, not a curated record. Gene Ontology annotation, biological process: amino acid transmembrane transport. The transcript has 10 exons. Gene Ontology annotation, molecular function: amino acid transmembrane transporter activity. NCBI's taxonomy places the organism in Eukaryota, Fungi, Ascomycota, Eurotiomycetes, Eurotiales, Aspergillaceae.